UAAAAAGGACUGUCGCUCUGUCUUCAGCUACGUGAAAGGCAUCUACUCGUUCGGGUUGAUGGAGACCAACCUCUACGACCAGGCGGAGAAGCUCGCCAAAGAGGCGUUGUCUGUGACCCCCACGGACGCGUGGUCGGUUCACACCGUGGCCCACAUUCACGAGAUGAAGGCGGAGGUCAAGGCCGGGCUGGACUUCAUGCAGCGCUCGGAAGCCCACUGGAAGGGCUCGGACAUGCUUGCUUGUCACAAUUACUGGCACUGGGCUUUGUAUCUGAUUGAAAAGGGCGAGUAUGAGGCCGCGCUGACCAUUUACGACGACCACAUCCUCCCCAGCCUGCGGGCCAGUGGCGCCAUGCUGGACGUGGUGGACAGCUGCUCCAUGCUGUACCGGCUGCAGAUGGAAGGGGUGUCUGUGGGCGAGCGGUGGCGGGAUGUCCUGCCCGUGACCCGGGAGCACAGCCGCGACCACAUCCUGCUGUUCAACGACGCCCACUUCCUGAUGGCCUCCCUGGGUGCGCGGGACGCCCAGACCACGCAGGAGCUGCUGACCAGCCUGCAGGAGGCCAGCGAGUACGCGGGGGCCAGGGCUCCGGGCGCUUCUGUGUGGGGAGGCCGGGGUGGGGUCCCGUUGUGAGCACAGCCGUGGGGA
Myotis brandtii (Brandt's bat) is the source of this 649-nucleotide messenger RNA. RefSeq names its product tetratricopeptide repeat protein 38. Bases 59 to 634 code for a protein of 191 amino acids. The record is from RefSeq and is a predicted model, not a curated record. The transcript has 6 exons. Lineage: Eukaryota; Metazoa; Chordata; Mammalia; Chiroptera; Vespertilionidae. Gene Ontology annotation, molecular function: protein binding.